Molecule: messenger RNA, 2067 nt
Organism: Drosophila kikkawai
Lineage: Eukaryota; Metazoa; Arthropoda; Insecta; Diptera; Drosophilidae
Product: fatty-acid amide hydrolase 2-A
Cellular component (GO): endomembrane system
Source: RefSeq, a predicted model, not a curated record
AAUAGAAAGAACAGCCGGCGGGCACACUGCGCUUAUGGAUUUUGUAGAAACACCUGGUCACACCGCACUCGAAAGACGGACAAAGUAUUUUAAACCAUCUGAUCGACAACAUCGUUCCAGCGAGCACCAACUCAUGGGACAGACCACAAGGCAGCACUGACACUCAGCCACACACAAUUCCCCUUGUGAUUCCCCAGUAGCAACAUUCCUAUAGCCCCUGCAAAAUGGCACAGAGCGUUCCGCUGACCCAGGCCAUUGGUGGCUACGUUUUUGGAAUUCUCCAGACCUUCAUUCGCUUCAUUUUCCGGCUGAUCUAUGGCCCCAAGGGCGAGAGAGUUCCUCCGAUCACAGACCCCAUUCUGCUGGAGUCUGCCUCUUCGCUGGCCAGAAAGAUUCGCAGCCAGGAGUUGAGCAGCGUCCAGGUGCUGGAAUCUUUCAUAAGACGCGUCAAGGAUGUGAAUCCCAUACUGAACUGCGUGGUGGAUGAGCGCUAUGACCAGGCUCUCAAGGAGGCCGCUGAGGCCGAUGCCUUGAUUAAAUCGGGAAAAUACACCGUGGAGGAGUUGGCCCAACAAAAACCCUUCCUGGGAGUGCCCAUCACCACCAAGGAUUGCAUUUCCGUCAAGGGCAUGCUUCACACUGCCGGCCUGUACGAACGUCGGGAUGUGCGCGGUGCACAGGAUGCCGAUGCCAUGGCCCUGAUGCGUAAGGCCGGAGCCAUUCCUUUUGCUCUCACCAACGUUUCGGAGGUGUGCAUGUGGUGGGAGAGCAACAAUACGGUUCACGGACGCACUAGGAAUGCCUACGACACAAAUCGCAUUGUGGGCGGCUCUAGCGGCGGCGAGGGGUGCAUCCAGUCGGCGGCUGCAUCUCCGUUUGGUCUGGGCUCCGAUAUUGGCGGCUCGAUUCGCAUGCCGGCCUUCUUCAAUGGCAUCUUUGGUCACAAGCCCAGCAAGCUGGUGGUGUCCAAUGUGGGCCAGUUCCCGGCACCAUUCAGUGCUGAGCAGAAUACAUUCCUCGGCCUGGGACCCAUGUCGCGCUUUGCCGAGGAUCUGCGUCCCAUGCUAAAGAUUAUGGCUGGCGAGAAGGCGGCCGUACUCAAUCUGGACAAGGAUGUGGACCUCAGCAAGCUGAAGUUCUUCUACCAGGAGUCUGAUGGCGGGGGCCGCUUGAUCUCCGCUGUGGACCCUGACCUCCGGCAGGCCAUGAAGCGGGUGGCUCAGCAUCUGAGCGAGAAGUUUGGCAGCCAGAAGGUGGAGCGUAUCCAGCUGCCUCAGUUCCGUCAGUCGGCGGCCAUUUGGUUUGCCAAUAUGCGGGAUGACAGUGGGCAUGGCUUUGCCUACCAGCUGGGUAACCUGGAACGCGACAUCAACACUUACCUGGAGCUCUUCAAGUGGCUGUUUGGCGCCUCCAAGCACACGUUCAUCGGCCUGUCGACAGCGAUUAUGGACAGUACCCAGUGCAAGCAUGGAUCUCCCAAGUACGAUCAUCUGGUGCGCAAGAGGAACGAACUGAGGACGGAGCUGCAGCGAUUGCUGGGCAAUAACGGGGUGCUCAUCUACCCCACGCAUCCCACAGUGGCGCCUUAUCACAACGAACCCAUCACGCGUCCCAUUAACUUUGCCUACACCGGCAUUGUGAACGUGCUGGGAUUCCCGGCCACCGCUGUGCCGCUGGGCAAGCUGGGCAGCGAGGGUCUGCCAUUGGGAGUUCAGGUGAUAGCCAACUUUAACGAAGAUCGGCUGUGCCUGGCCGUGGCCGAGGAGCUAGAGAGAGCCUUCGGGGGCUGGGCCAGGCCCUAGGUUCAAGCAUAUGUAGCGUAGCUAGUUGUUAGAUAGUGGUCAGGGAAUCUCCUCCUCCUCCACUCCCCCUGCAAAAAAAACCCACCCACCCAAAGCGUGAACAGCGAUUAAAGGUAUUCCUUGUAUGUACUCCAGUGCCUCGUUGUAAUAUCAAUUUUUGAUGUGGAUUAAUAUCUAUUUUGUAUGUGUUUUUAAUCGUAAAAUAAUCAAAGAUCCAAGCGGAUCCCUUUCCGUUGUGCAUUUAUAAUAAAUAAUUGCAACCCAA